Messenger RNA from Esox lucius (northern pike), 1980 nucleotides. RefSeq names its product aquaporin-4. Bases 178 to 1164 code for a protein of 328 amino acids. Gene Ontology annotation, cellular component: plasma membrane; basolateral plasma membrane. Gene Ontology annotation, biological process: transmembrane transport. Lineage: Eukaryota; Metazoa; Chordata; Actinopteri; Esociformes; Esocidae. The record is from RefSeq and is a predicted model, not a curated record. Gene Ontology annotation, molecular function: water channel activity. The transcript is spliced from 5 exons.
UCCCACAGACCCACAACUACUUUCUCAUCUACUUGUGCGCUGUGUCAUUAUCAUCCUACUGGUGUCUGUAUGUAAGUAGAUAUUUUGGGAGUAAUUAAGCUGUGUUUGUUUGUUUGUUCUUUAUUGUGCAGUUAAGAACUGGUAGACAUUGUAGUCAUACAAUCGGAUUAUUUUAAAAUGAGGGAAGAGAAAGCUCAAGCAGUAGAGAAGACUGGGAGAUGUAUUUGUUUAUGGAACUGCUUAUCAGCGUGUAACCAGCAUCCCAUCAUGGUAGCAUUCAAAGGAAUCUGGACUAAGGACUUCUGGAGGGCCGUGUCAGCCGAGUAUCUAGCCACCCUGAUUUUUGUCCUCCUCAGCCUGGGCUCGACCAUAAACUGGGCACCAGAGUCAGACAACCCUCCCGCUGCCGAUCUGGUCCUAAUAUCGCUGUGCUUCGGCCUGGCCAUUGCUACCAUGGUGCAGUGCUUCAGUCACAUCAGCGGCGGCCACAUCAACCCAGCGGUCACCGCAGCCAUGGUGGUCACCCGGAAGCUGAGCUUGGCAAAGGGUGUGUUCUACCUGGCUGCCCAGUGCCUGGGGGCCAUCACUGGGGCUGGCCUCCUCUAUCUGGUGACCCCUGCAUCAGUCAGAGGAGGUUUGGGAGUGACUAUGGUGAACCCUGAGCUCAGUGCUGGCCAUGGUCUGUUGGUGGAGCUUUUGAUAACCUUUGAGCUGGUCUUCACUGUUUUCGCCACCUGCGACCCCAAACGAUCUGACCUCAACGGGUCUGCAGGGCUUGCCAUCGGAUUUGCUGUAACCAUUGGCCAUCUGUUUGCGAUCCCAUACACAGGAGCCAGUAUGAACCCUGCUCGCUCCUUUGGGCCUGCAGUCAUCACAAUGAACUUUGAUAACCACUGGGUAUACUGGGUCGGUCCAAUUCUUGGUGGCGUCAUUGCAGCUGCCUUCUAUGAGCACCUGUUUUGCCCGGACCCUGAGUUGAAGAAAAGGCUCCAGGAUGUCUUCCAGAGGGAUACGGCAUCUGGGAAGUACAGCGAGGUGGAGGGUGACGUUUACCAGGGGGAACCAGAAGACCUGAUCAUCAAGCCAGGCUCCAUCCAGCGCGUGGACCUGGAGAAGGCUGAGAAGAAGGACCCUUUCCGGGAUGAGGUGCUGUCCUCUGUAUGACUACCACAGUCUCUGGAGAGGGAGACCAACCUGUAAAGCAGAGGGCUUCUGAGAGAGCUACUUUGAGCCUGGGUCCACACUCAAUUCUCCAUCCCCCUGCAGCCUCCACGCCUUAACCCACACAAAGUCACCUUUUAGGCUGAAUAUGAGUGCUGCACGUCUUCUCGAUGCAAGGUUAUUAUCGUGUAUGCAGGAGAGCCUCCCUCCAAAUUCGUAAAGUAACUGGAUGAUAGAACUUUACACGCCACACCAACCAAUUACCCACUAAAUCAUAUGAAAUCUAUUGAUCACUGCAGUCUUUCCCCAUCAUCGUCUGGCCCAGCUUUGUAUGCUUGUGGCACUCUAGUGCCCUAGAGAACAAUGGAGUGUACAGGCAGGGAACAAUGUCAAGGUCAACUAAUUAAGAUGGGUCAUCAACCUGAAUUUGGAAACCCAUGAGGAAACUGUGGGCUUAUUAUUUUUGGAAUAGUGUCACAAAUAAUAUAUGUAUAUGAGGGCAUGAGAGUUCUUAUCUAUAUAGUUAUUAAGCGCAUAGAAUGCAUGAUGGACACGUUCAACCAAAUAUUUCAAAUUUCAGCCAUUUUCAUUGCACAUUCAUCAGGGAAGAAAACAAUUAAGCUCUACCUAUUAAUUUCUUUAAUUGCUAAAAUAUUUGUCUUAAAGGCGCCAAGCACCAUACAGUAUAAUGAAGAUAGCAGUUAGUGUUGAAAUAGGUUUUCAUAGCUGUAAGCAGUAAAUGAAUGACUUGUUUUGAUGCAUUUGGAAUAUUUUCAUAUGUAUAAUUAUUUUUUCAUGCAGUAAAUACUUAUUUAUUUA